Eremomyces bilateralis CBS 781.70 is the source of this 1117-nucleotide messenger RNA. RefSeq lists its product as uncharacterized. NCBI's taxonomy places the organism in Eukaryota, Fungi, Ascomycota, Dothideomycetes, Eremomycetales, Eremomycetaceae. Gene Ontology annotation, cellular component: ribosome; cytosolic large ribosomal subunit. Gene Ontology annotation, biological process: ribosomal large subunit assembly; translation. Gene Ontology annotation, molecular function: structural constituent of ribosome; 5S rRNA binding. The coding region runs from base 75 to 983 and encodes 302 amino acids. The record is from RefSeq and is a predicted model, not a curated record. The transcript is spliced from 3 exons.
CUUUCCAAUUCUUCAACCUUCACAUCAACCAAAGGUCAUCAAAGGAAGCUCAUCAGCUCCAUCGAACCGUCACCAUGCCUGUGACCAAGACGGUUAAGAACAGCGCGUACUACUCGCGGUACCAAGUCAAGUACAAGCGCCGCCGACAGGGCAAGACCGAUUACUACGCCCGCAAGCGACUCGUCACCCAGGCGAAGAACAAGUACAAUGCUCCUAAGUACCGACUGGUCGUCCGCUUCACCAACCGCGACAUCAUCUGCCAAAUCGUCUCCAGCGAACUCGAUGGCGACAAGGUGUUCAUGGCCGCGUACUCCCACGAGCUGAAGCGCUACGGAAUCGAGCACGGCCUCACUAACUGGGCUGCCGCCUACUCGACCGGAUUGUUGCUCGCUCGCCGUACGCUCAAGAAGCUCGGUCUGGAUGAGGACUUCGCCGGUGUCGAAGAGGCUGAUGGCGAGUACACUCUCACCGAGGCCGCCGAAGGCGAAGAUGGCGAGUCCCGCCGUCCGUUCAAGUGCUUCCUCGACGUCGGUCUUGCACGAACCUCCACUGGUGCCCGUAUCUUCGGCGCCAUGAAGGGUGCGUCCGACGGUGGACUCUACAUUCCCCACUCCGAGAACCGCUUCCCAGGCUUCGACAUCGAGGCCAAGGAGCUCGAUGCCGAGACCCUCCGCAAGUACAUCUUCGGUGGCCACAUCGCGGAGUACAUGGAGACGCUCGCCGACGACGACGAGGAGCGCUACAAGUCGCAGUUCCAGAAGUACAUCGACGAUGACGUCGAGGCGGAUGGAUUGGAGGAUAUGUACACGGAUGCGCACAAGGAGAUCCGUGAGGAUCCGAACCGGAAGGACGACGAGGAGGGAGAGAAGAAGUCUAAGGACUUCUGGAAGGCCGAGAGCAAGAAGUACAAGGACAAGAGGCUGACCCACGCGCAACGCAAGGAGCGCGUCAAGGCCAAGAUCGAGUCGAUCAGGAACGCUUAGGCGGUCAACUCUUGGUUCUCUGGUGGAUGCAUGAUGGGAGUUGCAAUGACGUUCAGCUAGUCAUGGCGUGGAAAAGGCCGGCAUCGAUAUCCUUUCAAAAGAGCUGUGGCUCAUGUGGUACAUCAGACUACUGC